UGAGGUUUGGUUUCUUUUUUUGAAUACUGACUUGAGUAGUUAAGUUCAUGUUUGAUUGUAGUUUCCUUUCUCAAGCAAAAGUGAAAGAUAGAGGAACGGGUAGUUUAUUUAUUUUGUGUAGAGCCUGAACUGGAUCAUUCUAUUGCCUUUCCUUGUUUUGGCGUUGUUCUCUGGUCAACAAAUUUCUGGGUCAGCUAAUCCCUGAUUUGUGCAGGGCUAUUAGAUUUUUUUGCAAAAGAACAACCAUUUAGCCACACCCUUUCUACAUUUGUCAUCUUCCUGUUUUUGUUUUUUAGUCUGAGUUAAAUUGGGAGAAUCUAUUUUCUUAUUUUUGCCUUUUCUGUACCGUCUUUGAUGUUGGAGACCAGAAUUUGUUGAUUUUCUGGACAUUACCAUGUAGGAUUAAUAUGGUUUGGGAGAGUGUUUUAAUAGUUGAGUUUAUAAUUUCUGAAUUUCUGUAUGAAAUUUGUGGGAUUAGUUGGAGAGGGAGAGAGAGAGAGAGAGAGAGAGAGAGAGAGAGUGAGUGAGUGAGGAAGGUCUCUUUUGGGGCUUAGUUUGGGAAGAUAGGUUUGGAGGUUUCUGACUGAAGUUGCUUAGAAUGGCAGAAAACUCCGGUAGUGAUAAAGAACUGAGGUCACUGACACUAACACCAACAUGGUCUGUUGCUACCGUGCUGACAAUAUUUGUGGUGGUUUCGUUGGUUGUGGAAGGCUCAAUUCAUCGCCUGAGCAAUGUAGGUACUUGUAUCUAGGUUGUAAUUUUUGGUCAUCCUUCUAUCAGCUAAUUAUGUAUUUUGUGUAAUUUGCUUCUUUGGCUUUUGCACAUUUCUAGAAUGUUUCAUGUUAAUUUGGUUAACAAGUAAAAAUUUAUCUGAUAUUCAUAUUUUACUUAUAAUUGCCACUGAGAGAAUUUUUAUCAGUGACAGUGAAUAUGUAGAUGAUAAUGUAUAAGCGAUUGGUUAUCUCUUAUCACUGGAAUUUGUUAAAUAUGAGAAGUAAUAAUUUCAUGGUUGCUUGGGUUUUAUUGGACAUAAUAUGAAAUUAUCUGGUGCUUGUGGUUUUCUGCAACUGUUGGUUAUUUAGUAUCACUCUAUUAAUAUAUUUUCUGAUAACUUGUCUAUUCUUUUAUCAAACCAUGACAUAGAUUUAUUCAGGUAAAGAGGUUUGUAUAAGGUGUAAUGCUUGGAAGCUUUCUACUGAGUUUCAUUUUUCGUUCUUCCAGUGGUUGCGUAAACCAACAGAAAACCUUUGCUUGCAGGUGUAGAGAAAAUGAAAGAAGGGUUAAUGCUGCUUGGCUUCAUAUCCGUCUUUCUAACAGCCACCUCAAGCACAAUCGCCAAUAUUUGCAUUCCUUCAAAGUUCUACGAUAGUACUUUUGCUCCAUGUGCCAGGUCUGAAAUUGAUCAACAACUUGAAGAUGAUGGUUCCAAGGGGCAAAAACUUUUGAUGAGUCCUGUUUCUCACUCAUUUAGGAGAAUUUUGAAUAGCAUGAAUUGAAAUAACUGCAAAGAGGGUCAUGAGCCUUUUGUUUCAUAUGAAGGUCUUGGGCAGUUGCACCACUUCAUAUUUGUCAUGGCUAUCACACAUAUAUCCUACAGUUGCUUAACGAUGUUGCUGGCAAUUGUGAAGAUUCAUAAUUGGAGGGCAUGGGAAGAAGAAGCUUAUAUGGACCGACACAAUUCAUUACACGGUAAGGCAAACCAGUAUUUUUAAUUUAAAUUCAUCUUAUAAGUUACUUGGAAAAACUUGUAGGGUAAGGAAUUCUAUGUUUUAACUUCUUAGAGCUUACUGACACAAUAUAUUACUACAUCCUAC
This is a messenger RNA of Rubroshorea leprosula, 1814 nucleotides long. The record is from the annotation of a GenBank genome assembly. NCBI's taxonomy places the organism in Eukaryota, Viridiplantae, Streptophyta, Magnoliopsida, Malvales, Dipterocarpaceae.